AACGAAGAGUGGGCGGGGAAAAGGGGUGGGCAAGAGAAUCGAAUCGGCGCCAUAUUGGAUGGCUCUCGCUGAGGGCAGCCUAUUGGUCACUCCCUGGUCUCCAUGCACAAAAAAAUUGUGUGAGACUAUUAUAAGACACCUUGGCUCUUUCCCCCCCUGUCCUGCAUCUGUCCAUCAUGGAUCAAGACUAUGAAAGGCGUCUUCUCCGUCAGAUCAACAUCCAGAAUGAAAACAUGAUGCCUUCUGUUACAGAUAUGAGGAGGACCCUGACACCUUCUAAUUCACCCGUCUCCUCCCCUAGUAAACAUGGUGACAGAUUCAUUCCUUCCCGAGCGGGAGCAAAUUGGAGCAUCAGCUUCCAUAGAAUAAAUGAAAAUGAAAAGUCUCCAAGUCAAAAUAGAAAAGCAAAAGAUGCCACUUCAGACAAUGGCAAAGAUGGCCUUGCCUACUCCGCCUUGCUAAAAAAUGAACUCCUUGGAGCUGGUAUUGAGAAAGUCCAAGAUCCACAGACUGAGGACAGGAGGCUGCAGCCCUCUACGCCUGAGAAGAAGAGCCUUUUCACGUAUUCCCUCACCACAAAACGUUCCAGUCCUGAUGAUGGCAACGAGGUCUCUCCAUACUCCCUCUCCCCUGUCAGCAACAAAAGUCAAAAAUUACUUCGAUCACCUCGAAAGCCCACAAGGAAGAUAUCCAAGAUUCCAUUCAAAGUUUUGGAUGCUCCAGAACUUCAGGAUGACUUUUACUUGAACUUAGUCGAUUGGUCAUCCCUCAACGUCCUUAGUGUUGGUCUUGGGACAUGUGUCUACCUUUGGAGUGCUUGCACUAGCCAGGUGACGCGGCUAUGUGAUCUAUCUGUGGAAGGCGAUUCUGUUACCUCUGUAGGAUGGUCAGAACGGGGCAAUUUGGUGGCAGUUGGGACCCACAAAGGUUUUGUACAGAUCUGGGAUGCUGCAGCAGGAAAGAAGCUCUCAAUGUUGGAAGGUCACACGGCCAGAGUGGGUGCUCUGGCAUGGAAUGCAGAUCAGCUCUCUUCCGGGAGUCGGGACCGGAUGAUCCUCCAGAGAGACAUCCGGACACCUCCCUUGCAGUCUGAGCGGCGCCUUCAAGGCCAUAGGCAGGAAGUGUGUGGGCUGAAAUGGUCCACCGAUCACCAGCUCCUGGCAUCUGGUGGGAAUGACAACAAGCUCCUUGUCUGGAACCAUUCCAGCCUCAGCCCCGUCCAGCAGUAUACAGAGCACCUCGCAGCAGUCAAAGCUAUUGCUUGGUCCCCUCAUCAGCAUGGGCUCCUGGCUUCAGGAGGUGGGACUGCUGACCGCUGUAUACGUUUCUGGAAUACCUUAACUGGACAGCCGUUGCAGUGUAUUGACACAGGGUCACAAGUGUGCAACCUUGCUUGGUCCAAGCAUGCCAAUGAACUGGUGAGCACUCAUGGAUACUCACAGAACCAGAUCCUCGUUUGGAAGUACCCGUCCUUGACUCAGGUUGCAAAGCUAACUGGGCAUUCCUACAGAGUCCUUUACUUGGCAAUGUCACCAGAUGGAGAAGCCAUUGUGACAGGAGCCGGGGAUGAGACACUGAGGUUUUGGAAUGUUUUCAGCAAAACUCGCUCUACCAAGGAGUCUGUAUCAGUUCUUAACCUCUUCACCAGGAUACGGUAAAAUCAACCCACAGACUGUAUUUUGGGAUCAAGACCACUAACCGGCAUGCAUGGACCAGAAGCCUGGAUUUGGGAGAGGGUGGGGUGGGAACUGGGGGGCAAGGUGUCAAUCUGUUUAGAGGGGACUCAGAGAUGCUUAUUAAAUACCUGAGUAUGAAUGCUACUGAGCAUUAUUUAGGGGGGAGGGGGAUGGGUGGGAAGGGAAGGGAAGCUGGCAAAAAAAAGAAGGAGAAAUAUUUUCUUGUCCUCCAGGACAGGGGACAAGUGCGGAAGGGCUUCAGAGAGAGGAGAAUCUGGAAGUGUGUGUCUGUAUGUAGUGUGUGUGUGAGUGUGUGUGUGUGUGUGUGAGAGUGAGAGAGAGAGAGAGAGAGCAAAUGCCCAAAGUGUGCCUGCCUGUUGGACAAAUUUAAAAAAAGGAAGAGGAGCAGGGUUCAUGUUAGGUCCUGGCCUUGAAGAUGAAUUAAAAAAAAAACGGAUUUUGUGUAUCUAUAAAAAGUAAGCCGGCUCUGAUGGAAGUAACACCAAUGUGGUAAGUGGUGAAGAAGGAAAAACAACUUUGCAGGAUUUAUUUUCCAAGGCAUACAGAGUUUGGAGAUGUCCGCUCAAUGGCAUUUGGAUGAUCCCUGAGCGCAUGGUGACUUGGUUUGUGGGAGCAGCACACUGAAAAGGGGAAGAGUACUUUUAUUUAAGCCUUAAUCUUUCUGCCCUCUAGCUGUGUUGAGUGCAAACAGGCUGUCAGUCUCAGCACGGCCAGGGCCUGAAAAACAGGAGGCCAAGCUGACUGCUCAGAUAGCAGGGAUGAGUGUAACUCUUCGGACGUAUUCAGCUUAGGGAAGGCUAAUAUGAACCUGCAAGGCCCUAUUUUGCAGGCCACAUAUGGCGCCAGCAUCCUUUUUUAUUGCCCUUAGAACACCUCAGCAGCGGGCAAAGCCAAAUGUUUAGCCCAUUAUUUGUAGGUGUUUUUUAAAAAAAAAAAAUAGUUGGAGGAACAAUAGUUAAGGAACAAAAUGGGGGUGGGGGAAGUUUUGCCAUUCUUGUUUCCUAAAGGGCUGCUUUUUCCCUUCUGCUGAUGGGAAAACAAGGCUUAUAAGAGCCACCUGAUGCCUCAACUCCUCCUCCUCCUCCUCCUCCUCCUCCUCCCCUUUUCCAGGCAGAAGAGUCAACCUAAAAGUUUACCUUCUUUUAGUGAUGGCAUUUCACCAGCCAUAACCCUGCAGUCCCUGGGCCAUUCAUAUCUUUUAGACGAAAGAACAGUCCUUGGCUGAAGAAAAAAAAGUUACUCAAACAGCACAGUGAUAUUUUUAUGCUGAACAUUUCGUAGGGUCAGAACGAUUUUGAAGAGUUUCCAAUAAGCAAAUAAGCACAAAUUUCCAGGAGAGAGCGGAGAGGACAGAAGUGUUGGCUUUUAAGUUUGACUUGGCGGCAAAUGUAGAGAGAUUCCAGAGAUUUGAAAACUGAGGCUGGGCGGAUUGUGUUUUGGUGUGGUGGGGGGUAGGAGUGUUGUUUUUCAAAAGGAAAGCAUACAAGUUGAGUUCAUACAGUAUUUGAAAAGAUAAUUUGUAAUUUUGGCUCUUAGAAUUGAAUGUUUGACUGAUGCGCUCCCUUCUUUGUGUCCUAAUAUUAAAAAUUGGACAACUUAGGGCUUGUCCAGAAUGAGAAAUGAGAGACCAAAUUGGGAAUGCAAAGAGGGAAUCAAGAGUUUAGAUGAUUCGUGAUUCAACCUGAAGGAGCCAGAGGUUUGAUGGGUUUAUGUUUAGUGUUAGGAAGAAGUAGAUAAAUGGAACAUUUUUGGAUAUAUGAAGUCCUGUAAUUCAGUCCAAAGUGAAUUUUUAUUUUUAAUUUGGUUGAAUGAUGAUGUUAUUUGAAGCCCAGUCAGAAAUGCCAUGAAGGUCUGAGAUAUGAAGACUACAGCACUUGAUUUCUAUGUGUUGCUUUUAAAAUCAGUGUAUUUUGUAUUUUAGCAGCCCUUAUUCCUCUUUGUGAAAAACUACCCCAGCUGUACAAACUGUUGCUUGUUUGAGGUGUCUUUGCACUUAAUAGAAUAUUUGCAGAAGUCCAGUUCUCUUUGUGAGCAUGUAGGAAUCAACCUGUGGCCCUCCAUGCAUCGUGUGUAUGUUCUGGUCUUCCUCCAGCUCUGUGUUUUGUUGAUGUGGGAACUCCAGUUUGCCAUCAUCCUUUAGCCCUUUUGACUAAGGUGGCUUAGGAUUACACUGAUUUGUAGUCACAUAGCACUAGACUGGGGGGAGAUACUGGUGUGGAGGGAAAAUGUUCUGCUUAGACUAUGCAAGAUGUGCUAUGUACAAAUGUCACAGAACCAACUGGAGUAUUCUUGAAGCGCUGAAUAGAGCUCUCCUGUUUCCACACAGAAGGGAGAGCGUUCUCCUGGAUGGCGAGAAUGUGAAGUAAUUUCUCAGAAAGAUUCUUUCAAUUCCAUCCGAGUCCCUGUCACUUUUUUGAUGUCCACCUGGUCUACAUGGUGGCCCCCCCUUUUGUUUUGAAGUUUGAACAACCAGCUUUGCCUCCAUGUGGUAUCUAACAUGACAAAUCCAGCGGUUAAUUUUUUUAGGGGGAAAAAAUGCCCGUGGUCUGCCACCUCCUGAAGGAGGGACCCUCUUGUUUACUUCCAUUUACAACGUGCCAUCUUGAGAUCCUGUUCCUAGAGAAGAGAAUGGUUGGAAUCCCCAACUCUUGCUUUCUAUCUGGGGCAGAUGCCGCAAAUGCCGGAGUUUGUGGUGGAUGCAGCUGCCUCCAAAUAAGUAUUGUGUGUGUGUGUGUUGUCUCAGUUCUCAUAUGGGUUGCAAGAGUUGUUUAUAAUGAUGCAUGUUGACUAGUCAUGUGUAAGAAAAAAACAAAAAUCCACACAAGAGGAUAAAAAAAAAAUACAGGUUCCACAAUUUGUAUUUCUCUGUAUUAUCUUUUGGCCAGAAGUAUCUGAAAAUUCUGUUUUCGGUUUUGUGUGAAUGUGUGGCAUUCUUAUGUAUGCAGUGCGUCACAUAAGGGGCCAUAGGAUGUGUGGGGUAUGGUACAAAAAAAAAAAAAGUGUACAGCUUCAUAUGUAAAGUUAAUGUAUCUGACAUUAAAGACUUGUGAAUGG
Molecule: messenger RNA, 4751 nt
Organism: Pseudonaja textilis
Lineage: Eukaryota; Metazoa; Chordata; Lepidosauria; Squamata; Elapidae
Gene: FZR1
Product: fizzy and cell division cycle 20 related 1
Biological process (GO): positive regulation of ubiquitin protein ligase activity; positive regulation of anaphase-promoting complex-dependent catabolic process; anaphase-promoting complex-dependent catabolic process
Cellular component (GO): anaphase-promoting complex
Molecular function (GO): ubiquitin ligase activator activity; protein binding; anaphase-promoting complex binding
Source: RefSeq, a predicted model, not a curated record